This is a messenger RNA of Cervus elaphus (red deer), 2199 nucleotides long. It is a transcript of the gene DNAJB6, whose product is annotated as DnaJ heat shock protein family (Hsp40) member B6. The record is from RefSeq and is a predicted model, not a curated record. Gene Ontology annotation, molecular function: ATPase activator activity; Hsp70 protein binding. Gene Ontology annotation, cellular component: cytosol; endoplasmic reticulum membrane. Bases 277 to 1233 code for a protein of 318 amino acids. Gene Ontology annotation, biological process: positive regulation of proteasomal ubiquitin-dependent protein catabolic process; protein refolding. The transcript is spliced from 10 exons. Lineage: Eukaryota; Metazoa; Chordata; Mammalia; Artiodactyla; Cervidae.
UUUGUUUACAGUCAGAAUAUUUCUUCUCAAAACGUGGUCUUAGAAUUUGGGGGAAGGCUACUGAAAGCCUGGCUUCAGUUCAGGGCUCAGUUGCCAACAGAAUACCUUGACUUACUGGCUGGAAUAGUUUUGAAGGCUUGUGUGGUGUGGUCUGUUUCAUGUCAGUUGUUGGUCAUUGGUUUAAUGAGGUGACUUAGCCAGUCAGAUUAAAGACGGACUUCGCUGGACUUCACGUCUUGAGAGGCGGCAGGACUCGUUCCAGCAGCCUGUUAAAACAUGGUGGAUUACUAUGAAGUUCUAGGCGUGCAGAGACACGCCUCGGCCGAGGAUAUUAAGAAGGCGUAUCGGAAACUGGCACUGAAGUGGCAUCCAGAUAAAAACCCCGAGAACAAGGAAGAAGCGGAGAGAAAAUUCAAGCAAGUAGCUGAGGCAUAUGAGGUGUUGUCAGACGCUAAAAAACGGGACAUCUAUGACAGAUACGGCAAAGAAGGAUUAAAUGGUGGCGGUGGAGGUGGAAGUCACUUCGACAGUCCGUUUGAGUUUGGCUUCACAUUCCGAAACCCAGAAGACGUCUUCAGGGAAUUUUUUGGUGGAAGGGACCCAUUUUCAUUCGACUUCUUCGAAGACCCGUUUGAGGAGUUCUUCGGGAGUCGCAGGGGCCCCCGCGGAAGCCGGAGCCGAGGCACGGGCUCGUUCUUCUCUGCUUUCAGCGGCUUCCCCGCCUUUGGAGGGGCGUUUCCCUCCUUUGAUGCAGGGUACACUUCCUUCGGCUCGCUAGGCCACGGGGGCCUCACGGCGUUUUCCUCCUCCUCGGCCUUCGGCGGGAGCGGGAUGGGCAACUACAAGUCCAUAUCGACGUCGACGAAGGUGGUGAACGGCAGGAAGAUCACCACCAAGAGGAUUGUCGAGAAUGGUCAAGAAAGGGUGGAAGUUGAAGAAGACGGCCAGUUAAAGUCCUUGACGAUAAAUGGUGUGGCCGAUGAGGACGCCUUCGCGGAGGAGUGCCUGCGACGAGGCCAGAGCGCGCUGCCCGCCCAGCCCGCCAGCUCCAGUGCCCGCUCGCUGCGGCCGCCGCGGCCCGCGCCCCCGCCCCGGCCAGCGGCGCACGCCGCAGGGGAGGACGAGGACGCGCCGGGCGCCUUCUGCGCAGGAUUCAAAGAAGGCGGCAAGAGGAAGAAACCGAAGCACAGGGAGGAGUCGAAGAAGAAGAAGCCGACCAAGGGCCCCCUCUAGACUGCCCGGCAGAGCAGCCGUGUGCGCUCCCGUGCGGCCCGCCUCCUGCGGGGGGCGCACUGGGGCCGGGGGCGGGGCAGGGCGUGGAGCCGCGCGGGGCCCACUGGCGCCGGGGGCGGGGGGCGGAGCCGCCGGCCGACCCUGCCCCUCUCGCCAAGCCCUCGCGUCCCCUCUGGUGGCCGCGGCCCCCCGCUGCCUGGCGCACACGCGGGGUCCCGCCGCCUCGGCUGUGCGCGGCCCGGGUGCGUGUGCAUGCUCUGACACGCCCUCACCUCUUGCCGCUGUGUGUGUGAAUCUAGGCUCCAGUUAAGGGCAGGGCGGCGUGAAGGUGACCCCUCCCGCAGCUUCAGGGAGCCAGACCUUCCUCAGGCGACAGGCCGCUCCAGGGCUGGAGUCGCCCUCACGUUGACGGUUUUCGUCCCUGUCCUCUGCAAACAGCCCGCGUUCCACCUCAGCUCGCCCAUCUCCUCCUGGACCCGGAGCCGUUCUGGCAGGAAGGCGGGAGUCUACAAGCUUCUGCCCCGCGGGGCCUCCUCCGGCCCUCAGUGUGGGUCCGGGUUCCUCGGGACCUGAGCCCGUGCGCUGAGCUGAGAACUAGAGCUUCGGCUCCGCUCCCCCAAAGAGCUCCCCCCUCGGGCGGGGGUCCCCAGCUUUUCGCAGCCGCCCCGGCAGGGCCUUCCUCAACAGCAGCCCCUCGCCCUCCCCCCGGGCACCGAGGUCUCCGUGAGAAGCUUCCGCGGGGUUUUCACAAGCCAGCGGCCCUUGCCCCUGGGGCCCGGUCGUGCAGGGCAGCUCCGUGAGCAUGGGCACCGGGAGCGAGUGUGAUGCCGGUGGUUUUCGGGGGACUGUGGGGGGAGGUAGUGCGGGGCCCUUGGGGGGUAGAGUGGACGGUGUUUGAUGCUUAGUGUGGAAAAUGUAACUGAAAGCAUACCCACGUGAAUAAACUGUAAGUGUUAUUGACUGACA